GCCUGGCGACUGUUGCUACAGCAUUUACAAUCCUUGAAGUAACCAAUAAAAAUGCAAAAUGUUAUAUUUCUUUGAUUUCAUUGGCACAUUCAAAUAAAAAGUAUUUUCCAUCGAGAAAAUUAUGCAGUAGCUAAACUGAUUCAGUUGAUAAUUUUACAAAUUCUGCUAAUAAUAUCUCCGUUGAUUUGACCAGCGAUGAUGAGUUGCCGUCGUCAUUUCAUACUCUGCGUCCUCUUAUUGCUAUUUCAUGAAGGAUCCCUGAGGUACAUCCCAUUCCCGGCAGCACCCAUCAGCCCUGCUGCUUACACCGUGGAGCCACAGGGAGACCUCUCAACAAGCCAAGAUUCCCUCACUCCUUCCCCAUCACAUCUUCUGACCCAAACUCACCACAAUCCCACAGCAGCAGCAUCCAAAGACCAGCACAACACACCAUCCCAUCAAGAUAUUAUUGAUCCAUCUGUAUUUUCAACCAUUGGCAAUAGUGACCACUUUGACUCAAUAUCCACAACUUCUCCAAGUGGUGGUCUCAAAUUCAAUGCCAGCCGGAAUGCCAGUGAACUUAUCAAUGAUCAAUCAUCAUCAUCAUCAUCAGCCCCCGAUAUUGGCUACACUGAACAGAUAGACAACGAAACUAAAAUGGCGACCGCUAGUGGUUGGAAUAACAGCAGUGACGUUACACCUUCCUCCUCUUCUGCUAUUUCUUAUGUUGAGCUAAACAACUCUCUUGAUGGAACCAACACUAGCCAGAGCAACGCUAGUGGCCACCCUGAAGAUCUCUCUGUGACUGUGGAGGACUAUCCUCAUCCGAAUGGAUCUGUGGUGGUGCUGGAAACAAGUGAUCCGUUAGCUGAUCUGAACGUUGAUCCUAUGUCAGCCCCUGACGUCAUUGACUUCGACACUCAUCAGACAGAUUCUGUCUCUGUCACUGAUGACCUUGGCAACACAAAUGUUAGUUUACAUCAUAACAACAGUAACGUUACUGUCACAGUAGAUACUAGUGCAGUAGUUACUGAGGCGGCAGCGCUGGCUGAGCCGCCCACAGACUUGAUGCUGGGCCUGGAGGAGGAGGAGGAAGAAGCCAGUGGCCAUCUUAAUACUACCCAGGAUGCUUCACUCUCAGCCCCUCUGAUCGACGAUAUUGAUCAGGCUUAUGACUCUGUGGCAACAGGUGACUAUAAUGUUAGUGCUGAGGCUAACUACUCGUCCUCAGUUGCUAUUAGGGGCUUCAGCAAUCAAAUGGACUUCAUAAGAGAAGACGCAAAUGCUCACAAUGAAAGUCAGGAAGCUGUUACCCUUUCCUCUUCCGCCAUUGGCUACACUGAAUAUGAAGAUUCCAUUGAAGCGACCAAUGACUACCAGAGUACUGUUACCAGCGGAGUUGAAGGAACGACGUCACCUACGGUUACUAGUACCAGCGUGGAGCGGAGUGGCGAGAACGAGAACCAGGAAGUGCUUCCUAUUGCGUCUCCUAUGAUUGGCUAUCAUCCUGUUGAGUCUGUGGAUUCUGAUGAAAGCACCACAAAGUCAACUGUUGUGCUGAAAUACAUAGACUCUAUUGACUCUGAACCUAGUGACUCUAACCACUAUGUGAAUGUAGCCAGCAGUGAAAUAGCUGCCCACUCUUCAUCCUCCUCCUCCUCCUCCUCUCCUCUUGAACCUGACAGUGACCACCUCCAAUCUGCUGCUGAUGCUAAACUAGCCGUACUAGGCUCUGGGUUGGAGGAAAAGGAAGAGGAGGAGGAGAGCAGCUGUAUCUAUGGUAACACCCCCGCCAGUCACCAUCCCUCCACCACGGCUCCCCCCGUCGUCGUUAAAAACACUGACGAUGAUUGGGGCUCUGCUGGAGUCAGUACCAAUAAGACAGGUCACCAGGGUAACAGCACAGCAGACAUUGAAGUCCCAACUGAAGUUAGAAGGACUGGUCAGGGAAACGGCAGCAUCGUCUCCAUGGUACCCUCUGCUGAAAGCACGGUCAGCUCUGUCCAUGUUAACUCCACUGUCAUGGUUCUAUUUGACCACGGUGACAACAACAAUAACAUCACCACUACUCUGACCCCCACCAACUGCACCAGAGAAGGGGUUAUUAUGAGUACCACCGCCGUGCUUGAGGAACCCACAGGAGAGAGCCGCCGUGGGGCUUCAAGUUCUCCCAGCAAGGCCCUACCCUCCACCACCACCACCAGCAGUCUGGAAGCCAAACAGGAGGAAAAGGACCAGAAAGCGUCUGAUGCUCCAAAGAAGGCAGUGUCAUUGUGGAACAGGGGCCGCGCGUUGUUACCUCGGUUUCCAUGGAUACGCAGGUAUUAGAACUACGGAUCUCUGGGACCGGAACAGUUCUGAGGGGAUUAAUGAAAGAUAAGAGAUAUUCACAUUUGUAUAGUUUUUUUGAUGGUGACAUGGAUGCAGUAGUUUGGGUGUUUAAUGUUCUUCCAUGUCCAAUAUGUUGUUGUAAGUUCCUAAAAUAUACAUUUUAAAUAAAUACUCCUCAAUAGUUA
Molecule: messenger RNA, 2495 nt
Organism: Coregonus clupeaformis (lake whitefish)
Lineage: Eukaryota; Metazoa; Chordata; Actinopteri; Salmoniformes; Salmonidae
Product: flocculation protein FLO11
Exons: 2
Coding region: 196-2307 (703 amino acids)
Source: RefSeq, a predicted model, not a curated record